This is a messenger RNA of Syngnathoides biaculeatus (alligator pipefish), 2302 nucleotides long. It is a transcript of the gene abcg8, whose product is annotated as ATP-binding cassette, sub-family G (WHITE), member 8. Bases 97 to 2187 code for a protein of 696 amino acids. The transcript has 12 exons. Gene Ontology annotation, molecular function: ATP hydrolysis activity; ABC-type transporter activity; ATP binding. Gene Ontology annotation, biological process: cholesterol homeostasis. Lineage: Eukaryota; Metazoa; Chordata; Actinopteri; Syngnathiformes; Syngnathidae. The record is from RefSeq and is a predicted model, not a curated record. Gene Ontology annotation, cellular component: plasma membrane.
AAAAAAAGAACGUGGUUGAAGAGGGGCGAAGGAGAGGUGCGCAGAGGGGGUGCAUUGACCAUUUGACCAGACAAACAACCCACGUCCGGCGUCAUUAUGGACACAAAUAGCGGCUUCGGUCACACCAACGGAUCUUCGCAGCUGCCCCCAGACAGACAACUGUUCUCGUCAGAGGAGGACAGCAGCCUUUACUUCACAUACAGCGGUGACUGCAACCAGCUGGAAGUCAACAACCUGCGCUAUGAGGUGGACACGGCGGCGCAGAUUCCCUGGUAUGAGAGGCUGUCAGAGUUCAAGAUGCCGUGGGAGAUUAAAGGCAACAAGCAGACGGCCAUCGACAAACUGAGCCUGCGCGUCCGCAGCGGGCAGAUGUUGGCUAUCAUCGGAAGCUCUGGAUGCGGUAAAACGUCGCUGCUGGACAUCAUCACAUGCCGUGACGAAGGCGGCAGCGUGACCUCCGGCCAGAUUCUGAUCAACGGUCGGCCCAACACAGCCCAGCUGGUGAAGAAGAGCAUCGCACACGUGCGCCAGGACGACCGUCUUCUUCCUCACCUCACCGUGCGCGAGACGCUCGCCUUUGUGGCCAAACUCAGGCUGCCCACGCACUUCACACAAGCCCAGCGGGACCAGAGGGUGGACGACGUUAUCGCAGAACUGCGACUAAGACAGUGCGCGCACACCAGGGUAGGAAAUGACUAUGUGAGGGGGGUUUCUGGAGGAGAGCGGAGGCGGGUGAGCAUCGCGGUCCAACUCCUCUGGAACCCAGGUAUUUUGAUCCUGGACGAGCCCACGUCGGGUCUGGACAGCUUCACGGCACACAAUCUUGUCAUCACGCUGUCCCGCUUGGCCCGGGGGAAUCGUCUGGUUCUCCUGUCUGUCCACCAGCCUCGCUCCGACAUCUUCCAGCUUUUCGACCUGGUAGUCUUGCUGUCAUCGGGUUCGGCCGUAUACUGCGGUGCCGCCCGAGACAUGGUGCCGUACUUCACGGCACUGGGCCACCCGUGCCCGCGGUACUGCAACCCAUCUGACUUCUAUGUGGACCUGAUCAGUAUAGACCGUCGUAGCCCAGAGCAAGAGGCUAAGUGUAGGGAGCGAUCCCAGGUGUUGGCUGAGCAGUUUUCGGAAAAGGUCCGUGACACCGACGACCACAUGUGGAAAAGCAGCACGGCCCUGACGCCCUCUGACAGCAACUCCCUGCAGUCCGAUAAGGCAGAAGGAGACAAAGUCAUCGUCAUCUCCAAGGAGAGAGACAGACUACCAGGCCGAAUACAGCAGUUUGCAAUCCUCAUAAGGUCAGCCUAUCAAAAAAGAAAAUUAAAAAAAAAAAAAAAAAAAAUUGAGCACAUCCCGUACCCAACCAUGUGCUCCUCCGCCAGGCGGCACAUGUACAACGACUACCGAGACCUUGUCACCCUGUUGGUCCACGGCUUCGAGGCGCUACUCAUGUCCCUGCUGGUGGGCUGCCUGUACUAUGGUGCUGGAGAGCAGCCUCUUUCCAUUCAGGACACGGUGGCCUUGCUCUACAUGAUAGGAGCGCUCACUCCCUUCGCUGUGGUGCUGGACGUCAUAGCCAAAUGUCACGGAGAGAGAGCCAUGCUCUACCAUGAGCUGGAAGAUGGCAUGUACUCAGUCACCUCCUACUUCUUUGCCAAGGUGUUGGGAGAGUUACCUGAGCACUGCGUGUUCACCUUGGUGUACGCUCUGCCCAUCUACUGGCUGGCGGGCUUGAACGAGGCUCCGGAUCACUUCCUGCUCAACUUUCUGCUGGUGUGGCUGAUGGUGUACUGCAGCCGAGCCAUGGCGCUCUUCGUGGCCGCCGCGCUGCCCACCCUGCAGACCUCCGCCUUCAUGGGCAACUCACUCUUCACCAUCUUCUACCUGACCGGAGGCUUCGUCAUCAGUGUCGAGAACAUGUGGCUGGUGGCGUCGUGGCUCUCCCACGCUUCUUUCAUGCGUUGGGGCUUUGAGGGACUUCUUCUGGUGCAGUUCAGAGGGAAUAAAUACUCCCUCACCAUUGGCAACUUCACCCUGCAAGUGGAUGGAAUAUAUGUGGUGGAGGCCAUGAACAUGAACCAGUAUCCUCUGUACUCGUGCUACCUGGUGCUGCUGGCCGUGUGCUUGGUCUUCAUGGCGCUCUACUACAUCUGCUUGAAAUUCAUCAAGCAGAAGUCGAGUCAGGACUGGUGAUCCACGUCAGCGACAUCAUCAUAGCUAUGAAGAUUCCAAGUUCGACCGGGUCAACGCCAAACAAUCUGGAGAAAGUGAACAAAUUAUCAGCAAUUGAAAUAAUAAUAAUAAAUUA